Triticum dicoccoides is the source of this 966-nucleotide messenger RNA. RefSeq names its product polygalacturonase ADPG2-like. Gene Ontology annotation, molecular function: polygalacturonase activity. The transcript is spliced from 8 exons. Bases 1 to 966 code for a protein of 321 amino acids. Lineage: Eukaryota; Viridiplantae; Streptophyta; Magnoliopsida; Poales; Poaceae. Gene Ontology annotation, biological process: carbohydrate metabolic process. The record is from RefSeq and is a predicted model, not a curated record.
AUGGAUUUUUAUGCCGCUGGGGACGGUGCGACGAGUGAUGCCGAGGCGUUCGAGGAGACGUGGAAAGUAGCCUGCAGCAGCCACAACAGCGAGGUGAUCAUGUACAUCCCCGCAGGAAAGACAUUCUUGCUGAACCAGACCAGGUUCGACGGACCCUGUAAGUCGCCCAUCACCGUACAGGUCGAUUGCAAGAGAAUUGACGUCGUGGCGCCAAACUCCCUCUAUUCAAAGCCAUCAGACCUCCUGACCUUCUAUGGUGUCGACAACCUAACAGUGAACGGGAGCAGCCAAACAGAUGGGCGAGGCGCCCAGUGGUGGGAUUGCUACAACAAAAAGUCAUUGUCACUCGCGCACUGCAACAAUCUAUGGGUGAUCAACAUACGUCUCAAGGACAUCGGCGACAAGAACUUGAUCCUGUACGAGUGCAUGCAGGUGCAGGUGCACAACGUCUCCAUCGCGGCGCUGGGCGACAGCCCCAACACCGACGGGAUCAACAUUGGCUCCUCCAACCAUGUAAACAUCUCGUCUUGCUCUAUGCACACCGGUGAUGAUUGUGUGUCGAUUCUAUCGGGAACCACCGAUGUUAACGUCACUAACACCACCUGCGGGCCUGGUCAUGGCAUCAGUGUGGGAAGUCUUGGAGGUGUUGGUGACGGCCCAACGCUGGUGGAAAGAAUUACAGUGUCCAACUGCAGCUUCUUCAAUACCACGACCGGUGUGAGGAUCAAAUUGUGGCAGGGAGGGCAAGGCAAAGCAACCGGAUUCCUUUUCACCAAACUCAGAAUGACUGCUAUCCGGUUGCUUAUCGACAUCGACCAGUUCUAUUGCCCCCAAGGAAACGGUCCACCACGAGAUGGUGGUGUGGCCAUAACGGACCCUCUAUUCGUCGACAUCCAGGGGACGUCCUCAGAACGAGAGACCAUCAAGAUCAUGUGCAGCAAGAGUGUGCCGUGCCACGACAUCUAG